AUGUCUGCUUUAGAGAUAACUCAUCGUUAUCAGUGCAUCUUAACAAUGUAUGCAGGCUAUGGCGUAGCUAGAGGAGGGCCAGGCGAGAUCAGUAAUCUCUUAAAAAGCAGGGGUGUUGACCACCGCGCCGAGUCGUAUCUGACGCAACGCAUAUCCCUCGCGAUACAGUGGGGGAAUGCAGCGAGUGUAAUGGGCACUUUUGCGUCAGUUGCAGCAAUAUGCAUUCUACUAGAAGUGGGGGCGCUGCCGAGCCGCAGAAGCGGUUUCACAUGCAACGAUCCUGCCCUCUCUUUCCCGUACACCGGAGACACGUUCUCCAUCUCGCUCGUUGCCACUGUAACUGUUAUAGUGCCAUUUUUAAUUAUGUGGGUAGUCGAAACGAUCCAACAUCGAGACGACGAAUACAGCUUGAAGACGAACAAGCUUGUAACCACAGCCAAGACCGCCGGGUUAAUGUACCGGGACUACAUAUAUGGAGCAGUUGUCACUUUGACCGUACUUGAGGUCGUCAAGUGCGUCAUAGGAUCUCCCAGACCGACCUUCUUUGAUCUCUGCGAGCCUGAUAAAGCCAAGACUUGUAAUGGAUCGGAGUAUGUGAGCUCGUACACGUGUACCUCCACAAAGUACUCCAGCUACCUGAAAAUAGACUCUGGGAGGAGCUUCCCUUCUGCUCAUGCGGCCAUGUCGACAUACUGCGGUCUUUUCUUAGCUUGGUACCUCCAAAGACGCGCGUUCAGUUGGCACAACCGCUCCGUGCUCAUCGUGCCUCUGAUCCAGGCCUUAUGUCUGAUCUACGCUGCCGUCUGCUCCUUGAGUCGACUCACUGACCAUAGACACCACUGGUGGGACGUCUUAGUCGGCGGGUCUAUGGGUGUACUGGCUGUUCUAUAUACGAUCCUGGUUUUAUGCAAGAAUUUCUCACAGCCAGCCGUGGUGAGCACCAGCGACAUAUCCAGCAGUGAUGGCAAUAAUCACCAAUCAGUACGAAGACUCCUUUCAAGCAAGCCUCAUGUGGAGAUGCCCUAGCCUCAAGCAGUGUAAGCCCUGUGCUUACUUGGAAUUUAAAAAAAAAAACUGUGGCAGCCGCGUAGUGAUGUGAUUCGAAUAUUGAAAUCAGCGCGGGAUUAUGAACAUUUUUAAAUGAAUUGACAUUAAUUAUAGCGGCAAAUUGAUUUUGUAAAUAUUUUUUAUUUUAAAACGAAAUGAUAAGGUAUGUUACCAAAUGGUAAAAGGAAUUGUACUGCUGACAUGCUGUAAAUCGAUCCGUGAAUGUAUCGAUUUUGCCAUAAAUUUAAUGUGAUGGUAGUAGUCAAUUAAGUCUAUGUUUCAAUGAAGCGAUUUUUAAAAUGCUAAUCAAGAAUUGACACAGUUUCUGCUUCUGCGUAGAUGGCUUAAAUAUUUGAUGAUCACUGAAUUUUGUAGUUUUGUAGUCAUGUCGAGUCCUUCAUAGGCAGUUUUAGUGCUAAUGAGAGCGUGAUUUCUAUGUAAAUAAAUAAUUAAAACUUAGAUAAUUAGCGUUAUUUAAAAUACUACAUAUUUGUUAUAAUCGUUUUAUAUUUUAUUUAUUUGCAAAAAAAAUUCUUACAUUCCUUUCUCAGUGAUCUGUAAGAAAUUAUUUGAAAACAUUUUUAUACUUACGUAACGUAACGUUCGAGAAUUCUAAAUUAUUUUCAUUUUAAAUAAUUUUAGAGUUUGUAAAAUAUUCCAGUGAUUAUUCUUUGUCAUCAACAAAAUGUCAUUUUAUCACAUAAUUGAAAACUGAGAUCCUACUUAUGCACUUAAUUUAUUAUAAUUUCAUAUAACCUAAAAAGCAUAAAUGCGAACGUUUGUGAGGAUGUAAGUAUGUGUGUUACUCUUUCACGCAUAAUCUCCUGGACGGAUUGUUAUGAGGUUUGGUACAAGGGUGGAAUAUAACCUGCAAUUACACACAGGGUACUUAUUAUCCCGAAAUUCCCACGGGAGCGAAGCCUCUGGGUGCAGUUAGUAAAAAUUAUAUGAAAGAAAUAGGGAAUGAGUAACAGUAUUUGCUUUAUAGUACCUGUCUAGUCGUAAGUUUAUAAUUAUACGAAUAAGUAUUAGAUAUCAUUACCCACCUUGUAUUUAUAAAUUAUACGUAGAAAAAGAUUUUUAUAACAAUCAUAUUUCAUAAAUAAUUUGACUGGUAGUUCCAUAGUAUUUUCUCUCUGAAUUCUAUCAACGUUUUAACAAGGUUUUUUAUAAUUUUAUCAGUGAACAAUUUCAAAAGUAUAAUAUGUUAUUUGUGAAACCUAAAAUAAAACUAAACUAUCAAAAACUUAAAUAACACACUUUUAUCUAUAUAACAACGAUUUUUGUUACAUAAUAAUCGAUCGUGUUUUAUUUUUAUGAUCAGUUUUUAUUAAAAAAAAAAAUAACUAGCAAGUUUUGAUUAUUUUAAGUAAUCAUUUUUUUUAUUUUAUAUACGUCGACAUUCCUUCGCAUUUAAUGAACCAUAAAUAGAUGUAGAUUUUUUUUUUAAUUUUUCAAAAAUGUAAAUAUAUGUGAAGUGUACAAAUGCGUGUCUGAAUGUAUGUUUUAAAUAAAUGAAUAGAUAAUUUUC
Molecule: messenger RNA, 2578 nt
Organism: Plodia interpunctella (Indianmeal moth)
Lineage: Eukaryota; Metazoa; Arthropoda; Insecta; Lepidoptera; Pyralidae
Product: phospholipid phosphatase 1-like
Exons: 7
Coding region: 1-1026 (341 amino acids)
Biological process (GO): phospholipid metabolic process; signal transduction; phospholipid dephosphorylation
Cellular component (GO): plasma membrane
Molecular function (GO): phosphatidate phosphatase activity
Source: RefSeq, a predicted model, not a curated record